CAUGCCAGUUCUCUUGCAGGCAUAGUCACCGCUCUAGCUACUCCCACACGCAGCACGCAUGGAGGCCGUUGCGUCCGACGCUGCUACACAGAUCUUGGGCAGGGCAAGCGCAGGAGGUUUCACGAGGGACAGGAGAGACUAUCUCGUCGGGAUAUGCAUCCUGCUCGUCGUGGUGUUUCUCUGGACAGCGUCCAACUUUGUCACGCAGGAUCUGUUUGAAGGCGGCUAUGAUAAACCUUUCUGGAUAACAUAUAUAUCCACCGCCUCUUUCACACUCUAUUUGUUUCCGUACAUGCUGAGACGGGCCUUUGGAACCGCGAAGCUGGAAGAAGGAGGCUACCAACCGCUGAGAACCGAAGGUCCUCUCGAGGAGUUACCACAACCUACACCCGAUCCGCCAGUGCAUGGCGAAGCGCCACCGCCGCUGACGACCCGCGAGACUGCAAAUCUUGCAGGGUGGUUCUGCUUUCUGUGGUUUAUCGCUAACUGGUCGUUGAAUGCCGCACUGGGGUAUACCAGCGUCGCGAGCGCGACCAUCUUGUCAAGCAUGAGUGGUUUCUUUACGCUCGCUAUUGGCCGUAUCUUCCGCGUCGAGAGUCUAACCCUGGUGAAGAUCGGAGCCGUUGCCACAAGCUUCGGCGGAGUCGUCCUUGUCUCACUAUCCGACAAUAGUUCGGACUCUGAGGGUAAAGAUGCACCGGGAAAUGCAUUUGCACCUGCACGCAUUGUCGGCGACAUCUUGGCACUACUUUCAGCGUUCUUCUAUGCGACCUACAUGACCCUGCUCAAAGUCCGGAUACGUGAAGAAUCCCGGAUAGACAUGCAGCUUUUCUUCGGCUUUGUCGGGCUCUUCAACGUCCUGUUCUUGUGGCCCAUGGGCGUGCUGCUACAUUUCGCACGGAUAGAGCGAUUCGAGCUGCCUGUCUCGAGCAGGGUCGUGGUUGCACUCUUAAUUAGCAUGGGAAUUACGCUGUCAAGUGACUAUCUCUAUGUGCUCGCUAUGCUGAAGACUACGCCUCUCGUGGUUACCAUCGGACUUUCUCUCACGAUGCCUCUCGCCGUCGUCGGCGACUUCAUCCUGCACAAGCCGUCCACGCUUCAGGUUAUUCUCGGUGCCGCGAUUGUCCUCCUGAGCUUCGUAGCCGUCGGACUGGAAGAUUCCCGGAACAGCGGUGAGAAGGAUUUGAUAUCCGGCAAGCCCCUGGACGAGGAGCGAGUGGUUGCCGGAGAUGAGUCCGAGGAAGAAGUAAACAUCGAGUCCCAUGCCCUGUCCUCGUAACUUGUAUCUUUGUCCGAUGUCCGUGUGAUGUGCCCCGCUUUGAACUUCCUGUAGAUCCCCUUCCCCU
Phanerochaete carnosa HHB-10118-sp is the source of this 1346-nucleotide messenger RNA. RefSeq lists its product as uncharacterized. The transcript is spliced from 8 exons. Gene Ontology annotation, cellular component: membrane. Lineage: Eukaryota; Fungi; Basidiomycota; Agaricomycetes; Polyporales; Phanerochaetaceae. Bases 59 to 1279 code for a protein of 406 amino acids. The record is from RefSeq and is a predicted model, not a curated record. Gene Ontology annotation, biological process: regulation of peptide transport.